Messenger RNA from Tupaia belangeri chinensis (Chinese tree shrew), 2775 nucleotides. It is a transcript of the gene SLC28A1, whose product is annotated as solute carrier family 28 member 1. The transcript is spliced from 18 exons. Gene Ontology annotation, biological process: pyrimidine nucleobase transport; cytidine transport; uridine transmembrane transport. Gene Ontology annotation, cellular component: plasma membrane. Gene Ontology annotation, molecular function: pyrimidine- and adenosine-specific:sodium symporter activity. Bases 209 to 2152 code for a protein of 647 amino acids. NCBI's taxonomy places the organism in Eukaryota, Metazoa, Chordata, Mammalia, Scandentia, Tupaiidae. The record is from RefSeq and is a predicted model, not a curated record.
CCAGGCUCUGGGGAGGUGCUGGACAGAGCUGGGUAAUAGGCCCAGCCCCCUCCAACUCUGGACUCUGCCCGGAAGUUUCUGCUGAAACGGGAAGACUCUCUGAGCUGCAAGCAGGUUGUACCCAGCUUGUCUCCACAGAAACGUGUGCUGCUUUCCGUCACUCCCUGAGAGCCACCUGUUCACCACCAGUGUCUGGAAGAUCUGGCACAUGGAGGAUGACACACCAGGACCAAGAGAAUCCAUCUCUCUCACACGGGUGGCCAAGGGCCUGGAGAACAUGGGCGCUGAGUUCCUCGAGAGCCUGGAGGAAGGCCGCCCUGGCAGCGAGCUGAGCCCAGCAGAGGGCAGGGGCAGCGGGAGCGAGGCGGCGCCAGAGCCCUUCUCCGGACGGAGCAGCCUGCAGCCAGCGCUGAGAGCGAGAAGCCUCUGCAGGGAGCAUGCACAGCUAUUUCGAUGGAUCCGCACAGGCCUGCUCUGUACUGCAUAUGCCGCCUUCCUGCUAAUUGCCUGCCUCCUGGACUUCUGGAGGGCUCUGGCCCUGUUUGUCCUCACCUGUGUGGGCCUCGUCUUCCUGGCUCACAGCCUGCUGAAGAGGCUGCUGGGCCCAAAACUGGGGAAGCAUAUCCAGCCUUGGGGCCAUUCCCACUGGGACCACUGGUUUAAGAGGAGUCUCAUCCUUGCUGCUUGCCUGGGCCUGGGCCUGUGGCUGUCUCUGGACACUUCCCAGCGGCCUGAACAGCUGGUGUCCUUUGUGGGGAUCUGCAUGUUCCUCCUCCUCCUCUUUGCCUGCUCCAAGCAUCGCAGCGCAGUGUCCUGGCGGGCUGUGUUCUGGGGCCUUGGGAUGCAGUUUGCACUUGGACUCUUCGUCAUCAGAACAGAACCAGGGUUCGUCGCGUUCCAGUGGCUGGGCAACCAGAUCCAGGUCUUCCUGAGCUACACCAAGGCCGGCUCCAGCUUCGUGUUUGGAGAAGCUCUAGUCAGGGAUGUCUUUGCCUUUCAGGUUCUUCCCAUCAUCGUUUUCUUUAGCUGUGUCAUGUCAGUUCUCUACUAUGCGGGCCUCAUGCAGUGGGUGAUCCUGAAGAUCGCCUGGCUGAUGCAAAUCACCCUGGGUACCACAGCCACUGAGACCCUGAGCGUGGCUGGAAACAUCUUCGUGAGCCAGACCGAGGCGCCUCUGCUGAUCCGGCCCUACCUGGUAGACAUGACACUCUCUGAGGUCCACGUCGUCAUGACUGGAGGCUACGCCACCAUCGCCGGCAGCCUGCUGGGUGCCUACAUCUCCUUCGGGAUCGAUGCUGCCUCGUUGAUCGCUGCCUCCGUGAUGGCCGCCCCUUGUGCGUUGGCCCUCUCCAAGCUCGCGUACCCGGAAGUGGAGGAGUCCAAGUUUAAGAGUGAAGAAGGAGUGAAACUGACCUACGGAGAUGCCCAGAACCUGGUAGAAGCAGCCAGCAGUGGGGCCUCCAUCUCUGUGAGGGUUGUAGCCAACAUUGCUGCCAACCUCAUUGCCUUCCUGGCUCUGCUGGCCUUCAUCAACGCUGCCCUCUCCUGGCUGGGCGACCUGGUGGACAUCCAAGGGCUCAGCUUCCAGCUCAUCUGCUCCUACGUCCUGAGGCCCGUGGCCUUCUUGAUUGGUGUGGCCUGGGAGGACUGCCCAGUGGUGGCCGAGCUGCUGGGGAUCAAGUUAUUUCUGAAUGAGUUUGUGGCCUAUCAGGAACUCUCCAAGUAUAAGCAGCGCCGCCUGGCGGGGGCUGAGGAGUGGGUCGGCGCCAGGAAGCAGUGGAUCUCGGUCAGAGCCGAAAUCCUCACGACCUUUGCUCUCUGUGGGUUUGCCAACCUCAGCUCCAUUGGGAUCAUGCUGGGAGGCCUGACCUCCAUGGUUCCUGAGCGCAAGGGCGACUUCUCCCAGGUCGUGCUCCGGGCACUCUUCACGGGAGCCUGUGUGUCCCUGGUGAAUGCCUGUGUGGCAGGGAUCCUCUAUGUGCCCAGGGAAGCCGUGGCCGACUGCACGUCCCUCCUGAACACGAGCCUCAGUAGCAGUAGCUUUGAGGUGUACCAGUGCUGCCGUGAGGCCUUCCAGAGCACCAGCCUGGAAUUCAGCCCAGAAGCCCUGGACAGCUGCUGUCGAUUUUACAACCACACGAUCUGUGCAUAGUUGAUUUUGGGGUGGUGCUUCUUCCCCAGGAAGCAUCUGUCCACACCUUCCCUUGCCAGGCCCCCUUCUCCUAGAGUCCCUAGUAAACUCACCUCAAUCCUGCCACUGGGAAGGCGUGGAGGGGCAAGUAUGGCUGGGCAUUAGUAAAUGGAGGAUGCCGCCCACCUUAAGCCCCUGCUCCUCACCCCCGUUUCCUGCCUCUACAAAUACGAGCUCUCAGAGCCACUUCUGUCUCCACCUCUCUCUCUGGUGCAUCCACACAGUGCUCUGGUCCCCUCUUCCCCGCCCCUCUGGGUCUCUCACGUGCACUCUUUCAUCUGUCACGGGCCCCACAUCCAAAACCUCCUCCCUUCUUUUCUUCCUGGGUGUUAGCAUCUCUCCGUGGCUUCCCUGCCCAGUGCCCCCUAGAAACCUUUUCUCUGCUUUCAGAGACUCUUCCACUGCCUUCCCCUUGGAGCUUCCCAAACUGGUGUCCCGUGGAGCACUAUCCCAUGAGGUGUUCAGGGGGUUCCAUGAUCCAUUAGCUUUGGAAAACUCUGGGCAGAAUAAAAUUAGACAGGGUUGGGGAGUGGCAGGUGGCAUGGUGGUUGAGAGUGCUAAACUCCCACAAGCCGACUGCGGUU